AUGACGACUUGGACUUUCGAGAAAUUCGUGUAUUUGUUGGAAUACGAAACCGGCUUCAAGGUGAGGAAAACAGAUAGUUAUGACGUGGCAAAUGUGCCUCAAAAUAAAAAAAAAAAAAAAGUUUCGCGGGCAACCGGAUUCGAACCCUGGUCUCAUGCACGGUAGUCAAAAACGAUAACCACUUGAACGUAUCUCUCUUUUCUCCCGCAGCGCAAAUGUUGGUGGAAAGAUAGCUGACUGCAUUGCAACGUCAUAACUAUUUUCCAGAUCUAUGAAUCGACCCAAAGACAUUUGUCAAAAGCGGAGUAUCUAAUUAUUCCUAGAACAGUAAUAAGCAAUGAUGAACAGGCAAUUGAACAACUUAGAGUUUUGUACGAAAAAUAUAAGGAGAAAAUGCUAAUUUAUGGGAGUGCUGAAGAAAUGUUGGAAUAUUUGAAACGGAUCGAUCGAAUUGAAUACCUAGUGCAGAAGUAUAUGACAUCAACGACUUGGAAUCGGUAAGUCGCAAGAUCGUGAUCUCUAGAUUGACAUAGCUGAAAAAUCAAUAGCCAUGCUAGUAAAUACAUGAAAACCUAUGACGUUUGUGCUUACAAUCAGAAUAUAGCUGUCCAAACUAUCUAAAAAAAAAAGAAGAAAAAUGGGCACCUGGUGGGGCUCGAACCCUGCUUUCUCAAACGGUCGGCAGCCGUGCAAACCACUCGACCAAGCUGCAUUUAUUUUUGUUGUCAAAAAUAUCAUAUAUUUUUGCAGUCUUCCCUCCAGCUGUCCAAAAUACAAGGAUAUCACUGGCAAAAUCACUUGUGUUACAAAUGCUGAGGCUUUCGGAUACAUGAGAACAGAAUUGACAGCGAAAAUCGAUGAAUUCGCGAUAUUUUUCGCUGGAUCUUGUAAAGCGAGUUUCACUGAAUAUAUUUGGAACAUAACUUGUCUAUCAAAAUGGGGUGAAUAUAAAAAAAGAAUGAUAACUGAUGAAUCGUGGAAAAGUGUGUAUGAAAAAUUGUGUGAAGUUUGCGAUUUUGAGAAAUUCAAAUUCAAAUAUGUGGAAGAACAUCGAGAAAGAGAGGAAUUGGACAAAUUGAUGGAGGAUUUCAAGGAACAUAGAGAUCGGUAUUAUUCUGACGAUUUUCUUCGAUAUCUGCAAAAUCCGAAUAUCAACAAAAUCUAUGCGGUUGUUGCAUAUUUACAUGAUGCAAUCAGGCCACUUCAAAAGGAACUCAAGAGCCUUGUAACAACCAAAAAGGUUUGAUUUUUAAUUUUGUUUUUUAUUUUUUCAAACCAAGAAAAUAGUUAUUUCCAUGCUAAUUUCUAUUUUCCUCAAAAAAAUGCAAAAAAAUUGCAAAAAAUAAAAAGAAAACAACAAAACUCCGCUUGCCCGUUGUUUAGCGCAAAAGAAGAGGAAAUUUGAUUUCGAGUUUCUUUUUGUAAAUUGUUUUACUUUUUUCUAUGCAAAUUGUCAUUUUCCUCAAAAAAAUGAAAAAAAUUUGCGAAUAAAUAAAAAGUAAACAACGAGACUCCGCGUUGACGGCAGCGCGCGCGGUUUGAAUUUAUUUUUUUUUCAAUGAACUUCCAUAUUUCAGCGAAAAUUUAUCCAAACGAUCUGAAUUUUUCUGACGAUCUAGAAAACUGUAAAACUAAGCAAAAUCUCAAAUCUUUCAGGCUUCACCAGAUUUCCAACCAAUAAUUCGUCGAUUCAAAGGAGCAAACUACGAAUUUUAUCUAGCACAAGAAGUUAGCCAAGCGUUCCCAGAAGAAGAUGUUAUGCCAGAAAAGGAAAGUAUUUCACAAUGUUUCAUCGUGGAUUCCCCAACUUUCGAUGAGAUUCUCGCAAAAUACGGUGCAAACAGUAUUAUAAUCGUCGAAAUUCCACUCGAAACUAAUUCUCGAAACAACGUUUAUCCGAUUUGUAAUUCAAGAGGAAUUCAUAAGCGUCUAGUUUGGGAAGAAAUCGAAGAUGAUUUGUAUAAACAAAUUGUGAUUGCAAAAUAUUGUGAAACUGGGAAUAUUUAUGAAUAUGCUGAAAGACACUCACAGAGAGCCCUGAAACCAAUAAUGUAUUUAACGGUUUGUGAAAAUGGAGGGCUUUAGAGAUAUUGGAGGGCUUUAGAAAAACAAGUUUCAAGACGCGGCGCCUUUAUAUAAUCUAUGUCAAGGAGCAGCGCCUUGAGACGACCUAUCUCAAGGAUCCGAGCCUUGAGACAACCUAUCUCAAGGAUCCCAGCCUUGAGAUAAUCCAUGUCAAGGAGCGGAGCCUUGAAAUAAUCCAUGUCAAGGAGCAGCGCCUUGGAAUAAUCUAUGUCAAGGAGCGAAGCCUUGGGAUAAUCUAUGUCAAGGAGAAGAGCCUUGAGAUACUUUAUGUCAAGGAGCAGCGCUUUGAGAUACGUUAUGUCAAGGAGCAGCGCCUUGGGAUAAUCUAUGUCAAGGAGCGUAGCCUUGAGAUGAUAUAUCUCAAGCAGCGGCGCCUUGAGAUAAUCCAUGUCAAGGAUCCGAACCUUGACAAGGGAACCUUUUUUACUCAACACUUAAAAUCAUGAUGAAAUUUGGUCCAUGGACAGCUUUUGGGACCAUAAGAACACCUUAAAAAUUUAAGUCUCCCAAUGGACCUCUGAGCCAAGUUCUGGGCUCUCAAAAGUUCAAAAAAGGCCUAAAAAUGGUCAUAAAAGUCAUCAUAGCACCAUUUCAAAUUUUUUUUCGGGAGAAAUGAAGUUUCAGAUAUUGAUCAGCAUAGUCGAUUACCUAAAAGUACAUCAAUAAAAAUCUUUAUUUCGAAAAAUUUUGAAGUUUUUUAUUUUUCGGCUGAAAAUUCAUGAAAAUUCAUAUGUGCCCCUGCUCAUUCUUUUUUUCAAAAUCAAAAUUUUUUCUAAAAAUUUGAUUUAUUGAUGCUUUUUGGGUAAAUCGACCACGCUGAUCAUCAUCUGCUACUCAGUUUUUGAUAAAAAUUAUCAAAAAUUGAGUUAUGACGUGUUUUAUGAGCCAAUUUUGGCAAUUUUCGAACUUUUGAGAGCCCAGAACUUGGCUCAGAGGUCCAUUGGGAGACUAAAAUUUUUAGGGUGUUCUUAUGACCCCAAAAGCUAUCUAUGGACAAAAUUUCAUCAAGAUUUGAAGUGUUGAGUAAAAAAGGUUUCCUUGUGAGAUACAUUAUGUCAAGGAGUGGAGCCUUGAAAUGAUUUUUGCCAAGCAACGGCGCCUUGAGAAAAUCAAUAAUUUUUUCAGUGGUUCAGAAAAUCGUUGUGUUUUCAUCCGGAAACUUCGGAAACUCCCCUAAUAUCAUUCAAAGAACAAUAUACGAAACCAGAAGUGCUAGAAAUAAUCAAAAAAUUGGUGGAAGAUCAUUUAAUCGAAGAUCAAGAGAUCAAUGGAAUCAUCGAUCAAGUUUUCGAACUUCUUCCAUCUCUCAAUUAUAAGCAAAUGCAUGAUUUAUAUUAUCAAAUAAUUUUGAGGAAUAUUUUAAAAUUUUGCCCAAAUUUUGCGAAAUUGAAGGAGAAUCAGGGAAAAUACAAGAAAAAUCAGGAAUUGGAUUUGAUUUAUAAAGCUGUGGAGCAAUUCUAUGAAUUGAAUGGAUCUUGUGCUGAUUGUGAGACUAGAACUGCAGCUUUAAAAGAUGAACUUAUUGCGUUGAGAAGGUAGGGGCUAAAAAGAAAAAAAAAUUGUGCGCCGGGUGGGGAUCGAACCCUGGUUUUGCAAAUAUUUGGCAGAAAUGCAAACCGUUCGGCCGCGCUUGAAAUGAAUUGAAAAAAAUUGUUUGCAGAAGUCAAAAAAAACAACUGGAGGAGAUCAGGAAAUUGAAAAAAGAUCGGAAAAUAUGUGAAAAGCAAAAAAAUGAUGUGCUGAAUGUGGUUUGUGGGCUCAAAAAUCAUUUGAAUGAGAGCCAAAAUGAGUUGAUUGAUGGGAUCAUUUCGAAAAUGAAUGAAGAAAUUGUGCAAGAUUACGAUCAUGAUGACUUUGAUUAUGAGAUGAUAGCUUUGAAAUAUGAGCAAUAA
Caenorhabditis angaria is the source of this 3977-nucleotide messenger RNA. The record is from the annotation of a GenBank genome assembly. Lineage: Eukaryota; Metazoa; Nematoda; Chromadorea; Rhabditida; Rhabditidae.